Molecule: messenger RNA, 1571 nt
Organism: Schistosoma bovis
Lineage: Eukaryota; Metazoa; Platyhelminthes; Trematoda; Strigeidida; Schistosomatidae
Source: the annotation of a GenBank genome assembly
UUCGUGACCAAAUAUGCAUUUUUUUGUAAACAUAUUCAACAGUUAAUCAAUUAGUAACGUAUUAAACUAAAAUAACGGCAAUAUUAUUGGAUUUUACACCGAAAUGAUCUGAACAUUAAAUUAAAAAUGAAAAGGAUAACAUAUUGAUUAAAUAUCAUAUUUAAACAGCAAUAUGACAUUGCAUCAUAUCAUAAAUGAAGUUGAAGCUUGAAACUUUAGGUCACUUAGCAAUAAUGCUACAUACAAAUAUUAUAUUUGAACUAACAAGUAAUGAAAUAAACAAAGAAAUUAAUACCAAUGAUGAACAGAACAACGUAGGAGAUCAGUCAGAUACAAAUCGAGGUAAAUUAAAACUUCGCGGUCAAAUGAAAUAUAUGAGUGAAUGGGAUGCUAUCGUAUUUCUUGGAACACCAAUUAUGCGUGAUGUGGAUUCAAUGCUAGAACUAGGUUUAUAUUUAAAUGAUUUGAGUAUGCAUGAUUCUAGCCGUGAUAUGGUAUUGGCUGGUGAACAACAGUCGGCUGAACUGAAAUUAGCACUGGAACAGGAAAAUGAAAAAAGCAAACGAUUGGAAGAAAGUUUAAGAAGAUUAGACGAAGAAAUGAGAAGAACUGAUGAAUUAUUAUAUCAGAUGAUACCACGUUCUGUAGCUGAAAGGCUUAGAGCUGGUGAAGCUGCAGUAGAUACUUGUGAAACAUUCGAUAAUGUCACCCUGUUAUUAAGUGAUGUAGUAGGAUUUACAACAAUAUGCAGUGGUCUUGCACCAUUGGAAGUUGUAAGUCUACUUAAUAAACUUUAUUCAGUAUUCGAUGGACUUACAGAAAAACAUAAAGUUUAUAAGGUUGAAACGAUUGGUGACGCUUACAUGAUUGCAUCAGGAUGCCCUUCACGUACAGAUUAUCAUGCCCCAUUUAUUGCUGAGAUGGCACUCGAUAUGGUUGAAUCAGUUCAAACAGUUAAAGAUGAAUCUAAGGAACCACCAGAAAGUUUACGAAUACGUGUUGGUGUACAUUCAGGUCCAGCCGUUGCUGGUGUUGUAGGUGUAAAAAUGCCACGUUAUUGUUUAUUCGGUAGUACAGUUACAACAUCGGAACUAAUGGAACAAACUAGUUCACCUCAAAGAAUACAAGUCAGUGUGAAAGCAUAUGAAAAUCUUUUAAAAUACGGUGUUUAUGAUUUAACUGAGAAGGGAAGAGUUGAAUUAAAAGAUGGUGGUACAAUAUUAACUUAUUGGUUAAAUGGUAGAUCAAAUUCUUCAGAUGAUGAGAAAACUGCUAAAUUCUUAGAUGAAUUAAAUACUGAACGUGAAAGAAUUGCCGAUUCCAAUAUGGCUUCAUCACAUCAACGUUCUGGUGAAAGCUGGGAAUCUGUAACAGCUAGUCGUUGUAGUUCCGCUAGAACAUUGGCAUCAAAACGUAGUUCAAUGUCAAUAUCUCAACGUGCUAGUUUAGCAGAUCCAGGAAUUGAUAUAAAAUCAAUGGCAAGAUUAAAAAGUUUAGCACAAAUUAAUGAAAAUAAUAAACGUUAAAGUAUUACAAAGUAGAAAUUGAAACAAACAAACAAACAAACAAAC